AUGCGAGUGCGGCACCUGCAGUCCCACCUUUCGGAUCAGCACAUGAUCAAGCAAGAACAGCUGGGGAAGCUGUCCGGCUUCCGCAUGGGCAUUGACGCAGUGUUUUGGCUGCGGUCAAUUCAGGCGCUCAAGGACCCCUUUGCCGACGCGAUUGGGGGCGUGCCACCCGGAAUAUUCGGAUUUGUGGACAAGGGUAUCACAGCUGCAAAAGAACAAGGGGGUCGGUCCUUCGGGAUGAAAAAUAUUCUACUACGGGUGCAUCUUUUUUACACACAAGUUUACUAGUUGUGCGGUGCAUGAUCUUAUUCGCAAGAGGACAAGCCUAGCAUUCCGCGCAUGUCAAAAAAUCAAGGUCACGUAGCUUGUGAUGCAACUUCGCCAAAACUGGCACGAAAUUUAGAGCCCCACUUUUGUACUUUGCAUAUCCAAGCUGCAGAACUUCGAGAGGAAAGGGAUAAAGCCGCUGUUUGUGUUUCAAGGAAUGACCCCGCCGGCACAACAGCAGAUGUACAUACACAGGUAUAAUAAGAACGGAUGUACUUUAGUACUUUGCUUUUAUUGGAAACCAGUCCGUUUACUACGCAUGGGCAUAUGUAGUUGACGCUGUCCUAUCCAAGCGUGACAAAGAACUUUUUCCUUGCUAUAGAACCUUGAAUUUACUACACUGUCAAGAACCUCUUUAUCAGGCUGGACUCGCAAAUGGAUCGCGCGUGGAAUUGCCUCGCGAAGGGCCAGCGUUCCGAGGCGCAGAAGUGCUUUGCGGUGUCCACCAGUCGAAUAAAUUCGGACUUUGUCUACUUUCUCUACCACCACCUGAUAUGACAGUGCACAACUCCCCCUCCCCCUCAUUUGUAUAGCAUGAGUGGCAAUACAAGCAUCAGAGAGAGUGCCGGUUUUGCAUCACAGAUUUACACUGGAUUGUGGUGCUAUUUAGGCUACCAGAACUUGUCAUGCAAACAAUGCCAAGGGGCCAAGGGUGGAUUGGGUAUUUUGCAUGACAAAUGAGGGGAAGGGGGGGUAGUGCACUGUCAUACCUCAAGGCAAAAAAUUACGACUGCUUCCAAGCGCCCUACUUUGCGGGUGCGCAGCUCGCCCACUUCGCCGAACAGGGGCUGAUUAACAGCGUGUUCGGGCUAUCACGCAGAAAAAAGCUGGCAGGGCGUAUCUGUAAUGCAAAAAUAAAUACACAGAAGAACUUGCCAUGGGCGGCCCCCUAGCAUGCUGUUUCGGAUAUGCAAUACAGAUUUUUUUGUGUAUUUAUUUAUUUUUGCAUUACAAAUAUGACCUGCCAGCUUUUUUUCGUGGGAUACGGGCCGCCCGGGCUGCUUAUCAGAGUGCACAAGAACUUUUGUACUUCCCUCCUUCGUAUUAUUUGGGCAACAUCUUCUGGACGAGCAGCAGGAGUGACAGAAAGGAUGCAUGCUUCUACUGCAUGACAAACCCACAGCACGGCCCGAACAGUAGUGCAGUUUGGGCUGCUCAUCUAGAAGGAACUUGUAAUGGAAACACGGCCAUCAUCCUCAUCGUCAAAAGGGUCAGAGUUCAAAAUUUGGCUUUUUGCAUGACGAAUGAGGGAGCGCAAGGGCGGGGGUUCUUGUGCUGCACUGUCAUACAGAUUCUGUACGGAAUCGAGAAGUGCGUCAUCCACAUUGAUUUCGGCAAGCAAACCUUCGACUGGCUCGGGCUCGAUGUAAUAUUGAACAAGUGGCAAAUCACCCUGCCGCAGUUCGUGGAUGCGUGCAUGCUGGCGGGAACGGAGUACUGCCUCACCUACCCCUUUUUGAACCAGGACCAGUACAUACAGCAGCAGAGCAACGCCAUGCAGAACAUCGGCGGCAACUCGCGUUUUAACUUCGAGGCCGCAGUGGUGAUCAUAAAGCACGCCCCGCUGGUGAACUGGCUGGAAACGUUUCCGACGUAUCGUACAGAAAAGUAGAGUUGGCAGAGUUCUGCUUGUAAUACAUGCAAAUAUUGGAUGCGUAAAAGCUCCUAGGACAGGAGAUUUAUCUGUGCAGUGAUCAUUUUUGCAUGAGAAUAAAGAACGUAGCAUAUAUAUUAUGCAGCUGCAGCCUGCUGUUUCUUUGCGAUACAACGGAGGAGAUGAAAAACGACCACAUCGAGGGGUACUGCACCUGCAAGGUUUUGAUAAAGCACGGGCCGGUGUGGAACGUACAAACCAACUCGGUGAUGGCCUUGUCGCAGUGCGUCAACAAAAGCACCUUGCGACAGAUAUGAAUUGCAAAAGCAUCGUACAAGUAGUAAUUGCAUUAGAAAUUCCCUCAGCAUGACAAAUGGAAUUUGUCAUGCUGUUUCACCUUGGGAUGAAGAUUUGUAAUGCAUAAUUGCAAUUAGUACUACGAGUGCGAUGCUUUUGCACUGGAUAACAGGCGGUCAACGGCAAUCGGAAUGGGGACGUGAGUGAAAAAGACGACUACGAAUCCCUGGAGCUGAUAAAGGUACCACUACAUAUCAAAUGCAAAAAUUUCAGGGUCUGGAAGAAUGCGAGAUUUGUCAUGCAUAUUUCUCUAGACCCAUGAUUGUCUGUGAUGUAUGCCCUAGCAUUACAGAUUUUUAGAACCCUUCCUGAUGCACCUUCCGCAUGAGAAAUGCCCUGUCCGUGUAGCACAAAUUCUUGCGCUCCUCUUGCUGGUCAUGCAAUGCAAAUUGUUUUAGAGUCCAAAAACAGCAUGACAAGUUGCAAUCUUCCAGACCCAGACACUUUUGCAGUUGAUACUACACAACGACCAGCAACUACACAUUAUUUACCCAGGAGCUGCGCCUUUCUCUUUUAUUACUUACACGACCCACGACUCGCGUGAAGGUGAAUUUUAAGUUGAGGAUGACAAAAAAUCACGAAUAAAUUGCUAUAUUUUUUCAUAAGUAUUAAUUUGAAAAAAAUACCAGAUUCCCUACGAUUUUUCGGCGGUGAUUGGCGAGAUGCUGCCCAACAGCCUGUACAAGCUGAUCUGCGAGGGCAUCGUGUCUUCCAAGCUUCCGCUGGCCCUCGCCCGGGGGGUCUGGUACGACAAAUCUCAGCCCCUGUUGGACAUCAAGGAGUACCGGGAGCUGUUGCUGGACCUGAAGGACUACCGGCAGCGGGCGCUCGGCCUGAUCGCGCGGCACCUGCACCCCAAAUUCCAGUCCAAGCGAAUCACCAUGAAGGCGUACUGGCACCUGUCCGCCGCGAAGUUUCAGCAACAGCAGAUUUUGCAGCUCCAGCAGAAUUCCAUGCUGUUGACGCAAGCGCAAUCGAACCCGACUCUGUACAACCCCGCGCAGAUCUAUCACACUGCACAACUCCCCCUGCUGCUCUCCCUUAUGUGUAUAGCGUGAAUCAGGCAAUACAAGCAUCAGCAAGAGUGCCGGUUUUGCAUGACAGAUUUUUAUCGCUGGAGUGUAGUGCUAUUUGGGCUACCAGAAUUUGUCAUGCAUAAUAGUGACAGGAGGGAAAGCGUGGAUUUGGUAUUUUGCAUGAGAAAUGAGAACGAGGGGGAGUAGUUGUGCACUGGUAUAAGAUCCAAGCCCUGCUCCAGCAACAGGCGGUGCUGCAGCAGCAGAUUCAAAUGAGCAAUGAGGAACAGUUAUCCUGUUUAAAAACGUCCCCACCCCAGCGCUGUCACUAAAUAAAUAAAUUACAGUGGCCACAUAGCAUAUGCGUUUCUCUUCUUGUCGUAGUUCGUUCUCCUCUCGAUUCCUUUCUGAAAAUUCGAAAUUUCUCUGUGCUUUAAAUUUGGUCUUUUCCAGUACAUAAACACCCCAGCGCUGUCAUGCAGAUUUGCAAUUGCAGCAACAUCUGCAAUGCGCGUCCCCAAGGGAGGCAUUUCCAACCGUGUUAACGGCAUUUGUAAUGCUGCAAACAGGAUAAGCACAUGGAUUUGGGAUGCGGCUGUCCUUGCUAACAUGCACUACACUACGGACUGCAACUUGUCAUGCGUGGCUCCCAAAACUUCUGGACUUGUGUUGCUACGUUCCCAACUUGACUAUGGGGUGGGUGCGUUUUUGCAUAUGAUAACAGUUUCUCUCCCCCGAGCUGCGGGAGCCAAUGAAGUGGAGCUUUACCAAGGAGGAGGUGAAGCUGGAGAUGUAUGCAAAGAAAAAAAUAAAGCACACCUAUGAAUACCUAGAAAAAAAACGCAAGAGCUUUGAGUUGCUGAUGUUUUUCGGGCACAAAGUACUUAUUUCUCGCACAGUAAAAAAGUUAAGCUUUGUGAUCAUGCUGAUAAGAUGGACGAAAACCUGUGCACAUUCAACAUGCGUGGAGACAACUGUAAUGCGGAAAUAACACAGACAGAAGCCGCUAUACUUUCGUAGAAGAUAUAAAAAAGAUGGUGCUCUGGGUGUGCGUUUCUGUGGGAUAAAACGAUGCGGCAAAAGACCAACGCGGUGGACUUCGUUUUCUGCCUCAAGUGGCACUAUCCCACAGAAAAACGCUAACCGAUCACGUUUGUAAUGCAAAACUAAGCACGACACAUAUGUUAUAGGUGACCCCAUAGCGUACUGUUUCGGAUGUGCAAUACAGAUUUUGUUCGUGUAUUCAUUUUUGCAUUACAAAAGUGCGACCUUUCCGUUUCUGUUGGAUAACCACGUGCACCUGCAGGAGGAGGCUGGAGCGGCGAACAAGCAGGGUAAAGCCGCCUCGAAACAAGCAUCAACGAAAAACGGCCAGAAGGACCAGCGCGAGGGCUUGCUGAUGCCGAGGAAUAGUGACUACAAGUUGAGACUCCCGGUAUCAAAUGCAAAUAUGUCAUUCUGGGUCUAGAAACUUGUGAUUCAAGAAGGAAGGCAGUAGUGAGCUCACUGUAAUGCGCUGCCAGGCAUGACAAGUUUUUCUCAUGGUUCUGAGUUGCGUAUUUCGCAUGAGAAACAGCGUUUUUGCAUGACAGGGAGUAGGAGCUCUUCGCGGCCGUGCAAUACAGAGUUCAGAGUCAUGCCAGACUAGCAUGACAAAUUCCGGAAUCUUCCAGACCCAGACAUUUUUGCAUUUGAUACCUGGCAGAAGCGGACAAAAAUACUCUCUCCGCCUACUGCCACUUCAUGGUUUUGGAGAAUUUGGACCUCCUCAGCCCCAACGGCGGCAUGACGGUGUUUAUGCAUUGCAAAACCAUCGUACUAGUAUAAAUUGCAUACUCAGCAUGAAAAAUGGAUUUUGUCAUGCUAUUUUAGCGUGCAAAGGAAAUUUGUCAUGCAUAACUGCAACUAGUACGAGUGCGAUGCUUUUGCACAGGAUAGUGUUGGGAAAUGUGCUCCAGGAUAUCGAACAGAAGGAGUAUAGAGGUUUUUGAGAAUGAUAAAAACUAUAGCAGACCGGCCUUGAACAGGAUGACUGUCUGACUGUAGCACGUUUGUGUAGUUGUGAAUUCUGCAUGACAACAUCUACGGAGCGUCGCUUCUCUGUUUCGCAUGACAAAAAAUCGCGCCAUCGACGCUAUCAGGUUCAUCGAGCCCGCCCUCAUUGCUUUGGAGCUGAUGAAGUUCGGGGUUAUGUCUGGCGAAACGUGGGAGCUAUCAAAUGCAAAUAUGUCUGGGUCUGGAAGGAUGCAAGGUCUGUCAUGCACAUUUUGCAUGACUCGUGAUGGCUGUGAUGCAUGCCCUAGCAUCACAGAUUUUGUGACGGCUUCCUGAUGCCUAUACCCCAUGAGAAACGCCCUCUCGCCGUGGCAGAAGCUGGACCUCUUUUGCUGUUCAUGCAAAGCAGAUUUUUGUAGAAUCCAAAUGUAGCAUGACAAGUUGCAAUCUUCCAGAUCCAGACAUAUUUGCCAUCCAUAGGAGCCCGCGGUACCCGAAAAACCGUUUCCGUCGCAAACUGAAUACCCACCAAAAAUACGCUUGGGAAGAAGCUGCGUCUUCGCGCCUGCCUUGCCGCAGCCGUGUUGCAUGAGAAAUAAAUUUUUCUUUAGGCAGUGUACUUGCAUGAGACAUCAAAAAUUCAUCUUCGCAGCUGCAAGUUUGAUAUUGCACGGCGCUCGCGAUAGAAGCGCUUCUUUUUGAAAAUGCAUAGUAGCACCCGGAUUACAAGUCGCACAUCCUGAUCAACCGGGUAAUCAGUCUGGUGCCGAUGUUACCCUGUUGAGAAAGAACGUACUUACCCACCCCAUAAAGCUUGUCAUGCAAAUCCUCAUAUGUGCGAUAAGUUUCUCAUGCGGGAAAAUCCUGCAUGAGAACGACCACGAGAGGCAUUUGAUAGUUCGCACCUUGCCCUUCUACUUGCUUUUGCAGUUGUCGUGCUCUCAUCAGCAAAGGACAGUGGAUUUGUCAUGCACGACCCAUCAUGCUAACUAAGGACGAUUUCGCUGUGGAGACAUCUUCAGAGCGCCGCAGAAAGUUUUCGGCCUUGUGCAGCUGAGUACUACCCUAGAAGUAGUUCGUCUUUACUCACCUUGACCACAGUUGGGUCGCGGGUACAGCGUGUUCUUUCAACGUGAUAGCCAAAACUGCGCAACGAUAUGUGGAACUCGGACGUGAAUUUUGACCUCGCGGGGUUUCACACCCUGAUAAAGAUCCUGAAGCGGUCCCUGCGGCAGCUGUCCGAAAGCUGCCUCGCGUCCCUGCUCCUGCCGCAGCUGGAGUUCACAAACCAGCUACCGAAAGAUUUCAUGUGCGUGACGCAGGAUCGGAAAAACCACUAGGAACUGCAAAAGUAUCGUACUCGUAUAAAUGCGUUACAAAUUUCCUCAGCAUGAGAGAUAAGAUUUGUAAUACGGAUUUACCUUCAGAAAAAAAUUUGUAAUGCAAGACUUGCAUUUAAUAUACGAGUGCGAUACUUUAGCACCGGAUAACCACCUGCAGUACCCCGCGUUGCUACCGGCGUUCCCGCUUCCUAUCCCAGACAAAAGGCGCUAGCAUGUUAUUUGUAAUGCAAAAAUGACUACACAAGGCACACAGCAUCUAUCUUCCGAUGGGCUUCCCCAUGACAGAUCUUUCUGUGUGCGUAUUUUUGCAUUACAAGUGCUAGCCCUUUCUUUCUGUAGCGAUACUCCCACGCGCGUGUUUGGGGAUCAUCUGCAACUUCUUUCUCACCUACGAGGGCGACGUAACGGAGUUCCGUGGAAAACUGGAGGAAAACUUUCAGUGCUGUGUGCAACCCGUGCAGGACCUGGAGAAGGGAAUGCAAUUUUGGUUCCUCCUGAAGCGGGCAGUCGACGUGAUCGCGAAAUCCCUGCCCGGCGCGGAAGACUUGGCGGCGGACAUGGCCGAAGCGACGCGGGUGUUGCGAAAGCAAGCGAGUCGGCUGCACGUGCGGUGUCAGACCGAUGAAGAGGAACGACGCGCGAGUAUCAAAAGGAAAAAUAUUCCCUCCCCAUAUGCUCGAAGCGAAGUUUCUGAUGCGGGAUUUGCGUACACAAAUCAGAUUUUUCUUGCUGGAGAGGACUGCAGACCCGUAUCAAGCCUGAGUAGAGAGGCUUUGGCCUAGGCGCUUAGCAUGAAAAGCGUCUGCGCUGUAGGCCCAACAGCAUGAUAAACCGCCUGCACAAGAAUGCGGCGGGUGUCUGUGGAAUUGCCUUCUUGCAAGGCAGACGCGAUUUCUCGCCACAAAUCAGCAAGACAAACUUUGAAAACAUGCCUUGUCAAUAUGGGGAGGGGGGAUCUUUCUUCUUGAUAGCGGAGCAGGGGGGCUUAAGGAGCAGCAGUGCCAGCAGUUCCGAGGGCGCGCUGUAUGAACGGAUAUGAAUGGCAAAUAUGUCUGGGUCUGGAAGAGUCUAAACUUGUGACGCUGUCUUUGGAUUCUAGAAAAAUUAGUAUUGCAUGACCAGCAAGAGGACUCCAGUUUGUGCUUCGCGGAGAGGACACUUCUCAUGCGAGAGAGGCAUCGCAAAGCCCUCGAAAAAUCUGUGAUGCUAGAGUAUGCAUCACAGACAUCAUGGGUCUUUCAAAAUAUGCAUGACAAACCUGGCAAUCUUCCACACCCAGACAUUUUUGCAGUUCAUAACGGAGGGCAGAAAGCAAGUAA
Amoebophrya sp. A120 is the source of this 7948-nucleotide messenger RNA. NCBI's taxonomy places the organism in Eukaryota, Dinophyceae, Syndiniales, Amoebophryaceae. The record is from the annotation of a GenBank genome assembly.